Myripristis murdjan (pinecone soldierfish) is the source of this 3487-nucleotide messenger RNA. It is a transcript of the gene cntn6, whose product is annotated as contactin 6. The transcript has 22 exons. Lineage: Eukaryota; Metazoa; Chordata; Actinopteri; Holocentriformes; Holocentridae. The record is from RefSeq and is a predicted model, not a curated record. Gene Ontology annotation, biological process: brain development; axon guidance; cell-cell adhesion. The coding region runs from base 59 to 3124 and encodes 1021 amino acids. Gene Ontology annotation, cellular component: plasma membrane; axon. Gene Ontology annotation, molecular function: cell-cell adhesion mediator activity.
CUUCACUCUCUAGUAACUGGAUGGGAAGAAGGCAAAUCUUUGACCUUGGAAAAUAAAGAUGUUGUUGCCAUGGGAACUGUUAAUCCUUCUGUCACUCAAGGAGUGUCUGGCUGAGAACACACGCCACGGUCCUGUCUUCACCCAGGAGCCCAGUGACAGUAUAUUCCCACUGAGCUCGGAUGAUAACCAGGUGUUCAUCAAUUGCAAAGCAAAGGGAAACCCACCUCCGCAUUACAAGUGGAAAGUCGAUGGGAGAGAAAUCAAUACAGAGACAGAUUUGAACUACAGCCUUGUAGAGGGGAACCUGUUGAUCAGUAAUCCUCAUGCCAUCAACCACAGAGGAACAUACCAGUGCAUUGCCACCAACACAUUUGGGACCAUUGUCAGCAGGGAGGCUAAAGUCCAGUUUGCCUUUCUGCAGAACUUCAGCAGCAAGUCGAGGAACACGGUGUCGGUGAGAGAGGGUCAGGCUGUGGUUCUGCUCUGCGGCCCUCCGCCCCAUUACGGAGAGAUGAAAUAUUCUUGGGUUUUCAAUGGGCAGCGCGGCUUCCUGCAACAGGACACUCGUCGCUUUAUCUCCCAAAGGACUGGGAACUUGUACAUAGCCAAAGUUGAGCCCUCAGAUGUGGGGAACUACACAUGUGUGGUGAGAAACUUGAUGACCAACGCUACCGUGUUCAGCUCUCCAGCCCCUGUGGUGCUGCGGAGGGAUGCAGUGAUGGGUGAAUACGAACCAAAGAUUGAGGUUCAGUUUCCUGAAACCCUUCAUGUCUCUAAAGGAUCAUCAGUGAGGCUGGAAUGCUUUGCCUUAGGAAACCCAGUGCCUUCCAUCUCGUGGAGAAGGGCUGAUGGAAAUCCACUCCCUGGCAAGAUCAAAAUCAACCACUCCAACGGGGUUCUGGAAAUUCCAUAUUUCCGCCCAGAGGAUGCGGGUGUGUAUGAGUGUGUAGCCGAAAACAGCAGAGGAAGGAAUGUUGCCAGAGGACAACUUGUAUUCCACAAUGUUGAACAUCUGCACUGGGUCCAAACUCUAAAAGAUGCUCAUAUGGCUAUUGAGGCUAAUCUGCAGUGGGAGUGUAGAGCCAGCGGUAAGCCUAAGCCUAUAUACAGAUGGCUGAAGAAUGGUCAGUCUCUUCCAGCAGAGAGCAGGGUACAUGUGGAAGGCGGUCGACUGUCCAUAUCCAGGAUUAGCCUGCUGGACUCUGGGAUGUAUCAGUGCGUGGCGGAGAAUGAACAUGGAGCCAUCUACGCCAGCGCUGAGCUCAAGGUUGUGGCCUCCCCACCUGACUUCACUCGACGGCCUGUGAAGAAGUCCACACUUAUCCAGAGAGGGGGUGAGGCGGUCAUAGAGUGUCGCCCGCACGCUUCCCCCAGGGCCACCAUCUCCUGGCGUAGAGGGGGCGAACUCCUGAAGGACAACAAGAGACAGACUAUCAUGGAGGACGGGACUCUACGGAUCGCCAAUAUCAGCAAGUCGGACGGGGGCAGGUAUACGUGUGUGGCCAGAAACCCUUUUGGAACGUCAAGCAGCACGGGGACUCUGGUGGUGAAAGAGCCGACCAGAAUCACAGUUCCUCCACUGAGUUUGGACGCCACAGUCGGACAGAGCAUUGUGUUGCCAUGUGAGGUGUCAAGCGAUUCCUCCCUGAAUCCUGCCUUCAAGUGGUUUUUUAAUGGCAAACCCAUCGAUUUCACCAAGCAGGACCAUUUUGAGAUGAUUGGAGGGGGUUCUGCAGGGGACCUAAUGGUGAGGAACAUACAGCUGAAGCAUUCUGGGAAAUAUGUGUGUAUGGUACACACUGCGGUUGACACGGUUUCAGCAGCAGCAGACCUGACUGUUCGAGGGCCCCCGGGUGCCCCAGAGGGCCUGGUUGUGAGUGAGAUUACUGAUACCACCGUCACGCUGUCCUGGAGCUCUGGACCCGAUAACCAUAGCCCUGUCACCAUGUACACGGUGCAGGCCAGGACGCCCUUCUCCAUUGGCUGGCAGACUGUCAGAACAGUUCCUGAUUCUGUGCCUGGACAGAUGUUGCAUGCAACGGUGAAAGAUUUGAACCCCUGGGUGGAUUAUGAAUUCAGGGUGCUGGCAAUCAACAGUGUUGGUGUAGGAGAACCCAGCACGCCAUCAAAACAGAUUCGAACCAAAGCAGCAGCUCCUGAGGUCGCACCGGUUAACGUGAGCGGCGGCGGAGGAAGUCAAGGAGAACUUGUUAUCAUAUGGGAGCCAGUUCCAGAGGAGCAGCAGAACGGAGAGGACUUUGGCUAUGUUGUGGCUUUCCGCCCACUUGGCAGCAGCACCUGGAUCCAGACAGUGUUGGCAUCACCUGAUGCAUCCAGAUAUAUUUACAGAAAUGACAGCAUCGCACCACUGUCCCAGUUUGAAGUGAAAGUGGGCGUCUACAACAGCAUCGGUGAAGGGCCUUUCAGCCACAUUGUCAGAGUGUUUUCUGCAGAGGAAGAGCCCUCCAAAGCUCCAUCAAGAGUGUGGGCCCGCACUGUCUCAGCCACUGAGAUUGAGGUGUACUGGGAACCAAUUCCCUCUGGGUCCAGUAGUGGGAAGAUCAUUGCAUAUGAGGUUCUCUUUUGGGAGGAGGGAUCUCAGGAGAGUGAAGCUGAGAAAGUGAGGGUUGUGGACGCAGCAGCUCUUCUCUCUGGCCUGAAGGGCAGCACAGUCUAUCUGAUCUCAGUCAGAGCCCAAAACAGCGCUGGAUUUGGACCCUCAAGCCCGGCUUUGAAUGUCACCACCAAGAAACCACCUCCAAGUCAACCUCCAGGGAAUAUCGAGUGGAACUUGACCAACUCCAAGAUCUUUCUAAAUUGGGAACAUGUCAAGGCAAUGGAAAAUGAGUCUGAGGUGACAGGAUACAAGGUUGUGUAUCGUCAGAACUGGCAUGGCAGGACUAGCGUGCUGGAGACCAAUAAAACCAGUGUGGAGCUGCAAAUCCCUUCUGGAGAGGACUACCUCAUCGAGAUCAAAGCUCUGACUGACGGGGGCGAUGGCAGCAGCAGCGGCCCCAUCCGGAUACCAAAGAUGUCCAGUCUUAACUCAAAAGGAUAUGUCAGUCCCAGUCCAAGCAAGAUUUGCUGUUUUAUGGUUUUUAUAUUUUCAGUGCUGAUUUUGUAGCAUACAAUGCCCUUAAGCUCUGCAUUUUAGAGCAAUAUAUUUUAUGAGUCGCUUCUACAUGUCGAGAUUGUGGAAUAAGCAGCUAUUUAAGAGCAACAUUUCUCAACUACUGGUCUACAACCCAGAACAGAUGAUGGGACAAUUCUGACAUUCAGUCAAAUGCCCGCAAAGCUGUGGCUGGACUUUUGGUAAUAGCCACCAGGACUGUUCUGAAUUGUUUUCAUGUGUAUUUUCAGGACCGUUGCAAUCCACCAGGACACAUGUGUUUGAUAUACUUGGAAAGAUGAAUUUGUUAUCUUUCAUUUGAGCACAUUCUCAUCUGUGUGCAGUGAACCUGAGAUCAGGAUCAUGUCCCCAUUUCUA